AAGCUGAGCAAACCUGUUGAGCGUCAGUGAAAAAGGGUGUUGGCGUCUGUCUGACUCAAGAGUACGUUCGUCUAUUGUGUGUCGCUCCAUGCCCGACAUUUCCUGUUUUUUCCCCCCUACACACAUCUCCAUUUGGGUUUAACGCGUGUCGGAGCAUGGCUCCUGCAACUAUGGUGAUGCGUAACCAUGCCAACACAGUACGACAUGGCUCAGUUAUGUUCUGCUCACUAGUGUGACAUGGGGAUCUGGGGUUCUGGUACAGUGCAAACAGCCCAGCUGAUAAGAAGCCUGAUAGAGCUGUUAUCCUGGACUGAUCUUUAUUCACUGUGGUUACUCCAGCACAGUGCUGUUGCUAAGGUGAAAGAGAGUUUGAAGAUGGCAAAUAUCUCUGCUUUGAUUUUAUUGACAUCAGUUGCGUCCCUUGUGUUCGCAGAGGAGCAGAAAGAAAUGGAGGAGGAGGAUCCAUUUACCUUUGAUUAUCACAGGCUACGUGUUGGGGGGUUGAUCCUGGCAGCAGUUCUGUGUCUGAUCGGCAUCACCAUCCUCUUCAGCGGACACUGCAGAUGCAAGUUCAACCAGGACAAAAGGAGGAGGUCAGGAAGCAACGCCGCCCAGCCACUCAACGACCAAGCUCGGGCCAGUGAGUGCUAGGAACCAAACGCCCACCUAGCAGCAGGUCAAAUCGACUUCUUGGUUCUGCAUCAAUCAAGAGAUAUAAAUUGAUGGGUGGAGUUGGCUUGUUUUUUGUCUAAUGGAGGUUGUUUUUUAGAGAGUGGUGCUGUCUUCCCAAGAGGGAGGUGGUACUGUGCCAUUGGAGAUCAGAGGUGUGCUGCUUUUACCUGUGUUGCUGUUCUCCCUUCCGCCCAUUACUCCUGUUUCUGCUCCGCCCAAUACUCACACUGUAACUCGCCACCAGCGAGCACACACAGACAGACAAAGCAGGACACGAUUUUUCCCCCAUGUUCUUUGUAUUUAAACAGAUAACCAAAAGAUGCUGUGUGUCGACUCACUCAUUAUUUCAUUGCAAUGUUUUGCACCUUUAGUGGCUCCACCUGUAUGUGGAAAAUAUGCGGUAGAUUUCACUGUUUGUGUGUGUUUUGAAUUGCCAUACUGUCACCUAAUAAUCUUACAUGCAUAUACAUUACUGUAAAAUAGGUACCGAUAGCCAUAAACUAUUAUAAUGUCAAUAACUAUUCACACACCUUAAUCUUGAUUAUUCCUAUAUUAACUUUUGAGUUGAAUGUAGAAAAGUGCGCUGGUCUAUGCAGUAGAAUCUGUUGUAUGAUAAAUGCAAUGUUUUUUUAAUAUUACAGAAUAUUAAAAUGAUUUCAAUAAGCGGAUGAUAUAGUUUUGAUUGAGAGUGUUUGCCACCAAAACAACAUUAAUGUUAUUUUAGUUUGUUAGAUACCACACAAACAAUUACUGUCCCUGAAGAGGGUUUUCUCCCCAAUUGGCUUUUAGUGAGUCGCGGUCUACAUUGAGAUGUUUCUUGGCAAAUGAGUAGAUGGUGUCUAUGUUUGUAAUUCAAAUUAAAAGAGUUACCUUUUA
Salvelinus sp. IW2-2015 is the source of this 1548-nucleotide messenger RNA. Lineage: Eukaryota; Metazoa; Chordata; Actinopteri; Salmoniformes; Salmonidae. The record is from RefSeq and is a predicted model, not a curated record.